CUCUCUUACUGGGGACAUAGUGAUAGAAAUCAUUUAUCCUAAAUAUUUUUUAUAUACUUUUGUGAUUUAUCGCGGUGUUUCUGUAAGCUGGCAUUAUAAAUUCGGAUCAAGUUGGAUUUUGUUCGGCGGGGAAGUUGUCGCCCUCGCUCACCGAGCUGACUGUGGCGUACGGGCGGCGGAAGUGCAGCCCCCCUAGACCGGAAGUGGGGUCUGUGGUAGUGUUGCGAUGGCGUCUGCGGAUCUGAGGAAGGAGCUGGACUGUUCCAUCUGUCUGAACAUCUAUACGGAUCCCGUGACUCUCCGGUGCGGACACAACUUCUGCCGGGUGUGUAUCGACCGCGUGCUGGAUUCCCAGAAAGGGACGGCGCAUUACGCCUGCCCCGAGUGCAGGAAACGGUUCAGGAGUCGUCCGACGCUGCAGAAAAACAUAACGCUGUGCAACAUCGUGGAGAGCUUCCGUUCUUCUCAACCAGAGCGGAAGGAGGCCGGCGUCUCCUGCACUUACUGUAUUCACGCCUCUGUAAAUGCUGUGAAAUCCUGCCUGCUUUGCGAAGCCUCUCUCUGCGACAGCCACCUGAACGUCCACAGCAACUCGCCAGAGCACGUCUUAUCUGACCCCACCGCCUCCCUGGAGAACAGGAAGUGCCCCGUCCAUAAGAAGGUCCUGGUGUACUACUGCACCGAGGACGCCACCAGCAUCUGCGUCUCCUGCUGUCUGAUCGGAGAACACAAAGGGCACCAAAUCGAAUCCCUCGAAGAGGCUGCCGAAAAAAUAAAAAAACAAUUGCAAAACGCUAUUCAGAAGCUGGGGACCAAGCGGGAGAAGGCCGAGAAAAGGGUCCAAAGCCUGCAGGAGCGCAAGAGGAAAGUCCAAGGCAAAGCGUCUGAGGAAACGGAAAGAGUCGCCGCCCUGUUUAGAGACCUCAAGAGACAGUUGGAAGAGCUAGAGAUGAGGGUCCGGGGAGAGAUCUCUGGGCAGGCGGGGCAGGUCUCGCGUUCGGUCUCCGAUUCCAUCCGGCAGCUGGAGGCCAAGAAGGACGAGCUGUCCAGCAAAAUGCGUCGGCUCGAGGAGCUGUGCGACUCGACGGACCCCCUGAUUGUUGUACAGGAAUCGGCCCAAGGUGGUUUGUGUGAUGGAGAGGAGGGAGAUAAAGAAGAUGCAGAGAGACAGAAUAAAUUCCUCCUUGCCGCAGGUGAUCUGGACGUGGCUUCGAUCUCGCACACGCUGCACACAGGUUUAUCAGAUAUAAUGUCGGGAAUCAGCGGGGCAAGCUACGUGCAGGAAAUCGCAGACGUACUAUUGGACGUAAACACGGCAGGGUAUUACCUGCACAUAUCGGACGACCGAAAAACCGUCUCCUGGUCAGACAUAAGCCAGAACCGCCCAGAAACCCCGGAGAGGUUUCAGUACGCUCCCCAAGUGCUCAGCAGCCGGAGCUUCUCCUCGGGGCGCCAUUACUGGGACGCCGAAGUUGGCGGCUCCGACGAAUGGCGAGUGGGGAUGUGUUACCCCAGUAUAGAGAGGAAAGGAAUUAAAAGCCAGUCGGCGAUUGGAAGCAACGACAAAUCCUGGUGUCUGCUCAGGACUGAGGAUCGGUACUUGAUGAUCCACGACGGGAAUCAGAUCCAGUUGGCUGACAGUAACUGCAUUGAGCGGGUCAGGAUAUACCUGGAUUACGAGGCCGGGCAGAUCUCCUUUUAUGAUCUGUGCGACCCGAUCCGACACCUUCACACCUUCACCGCCUCCUUCACCGAGCCCCUGCUUGUUGCAUUACGUGUAUGGGAAGGUUGUGUCAGGAUAUCCGGGGGGAAACAAGAGAUGUGAGACAACGUGUGGAUCUGAUUGGUGGGAUGUUCAGCCAGUAAGAGAAUACAGUGGGUGUAGAAGUGCAUUUAUAUCCGAGAUUUCCCCACCUCCUAUCAAAGAAGCACAGAGAGUGCUGCGCCCAAGCCUAGGAUCGCCCUUCAA
Rana temporaria (common frog) is the source of this 1969-nucleotide messenger RNA. RefSeq names its product tripartite motif-containing protein 14-like. The transcript has 2 exons. The record is from RefSeq and is a predicted model, not a curated record. Gene Ontology annotation, molecular function: zinc ion binding; protein binding. NCBI's taxonomy places the organism in Eukaryota, Metazoa, Chordata, Amphibia, Anura, Ranidae. The coding region runs from base 227 to 1825 and encodes 532 amino acids.